ACAACUUACCAAGACUGACCUUCGGCGCCGGAGAGCAAGGACGACACAACCAAAAUCGUCAUGGGAAAUGCUCUGAAUAACACGAAUUUAGGCGGUUUUCCCAAGGAGUACAACCCCCGAAUCCAUGGCGCAUACCAGGCUGAUAGAUAUUAUGGAACACCUGACAAACCUUUCUCUUCCUUGAAAGUGAAUGAGGUGUUUAAAUGGCUUAAUAGAAGAGACAUGUCCCUAACAGGGAUAGCUCGCUUUUAUUCCAGGAAAUUAUACUCUCAUCAAAGAAGGUACCAUCUUUCUGCUGGAAGUAAAGGAGUAGGCUUUGUCCACUUUGCUCUCUUCUUUUCUUUCUUGGGAUUCAUUAGGGCCUACAAACAUGACCGUCAUCUUGAUGAUGGUAAAUACCACUGAGCUAGCGCUGUGUCGGACCCUCGCAUCAGGGAAAUGUUAUCUAGACUUUACACAAGUGAAUCAUUAUUUCAAAUAAAUUGCUAGUGUUUUAA
This is a messenger RNA of Magallana angulata, 497 nucleotides long. RefSeq names its product putative ATP synthase subunit f, mitochondrial. Bases 61 to 405 code for a protein of 114 amino acids. NCBI's taxonomy places the organism in Eukaryota, Metazoa, Mollusca, Bivalvia, Ostreida, Ostreidae. The record is from RefSeq and is a predicted model, not a curated record. The transcript has 4 exons.